AGGCGGGACGGAAGGAGCGGGGGAGGCCCCUUACGCAAACUACAAUUCCCGAAGGGGACCGCGGUGAAGGGGGGUGGGAUCUGAACAUGGCGGCGGUGGUAGCUGCUACGGCGCUGAAGGGCCGGGGGGCGAGAAAUGCCCGCGUCCUCCGGGGGAUUCUCUCAGGAGCCACAGCUAACAAAGCUUCCCAGAACAGGACCCGGGCACUGCAAAGCCAUGGCUCCCCAGAGUGCAAGGAGGAGCCUGAGCCCCUGUCUCCUGAGCUGGAAUACAUUCCCAGAAAGAGGGCCAAGAACCCCAUGAAAGCUGUGGGACUAGCCUGGUACAGCCUGUACACCCGCACCUGGCUUGGGUACCUCUUCUACCGACAGCAGCUGCGCAGAGCUCGGAAUCGCUACCCCAAAGGCCACUCCAGGACCCAGCCCCGCCUCUUCAACGGAGUGAAGGUGCUUCCCAUCCCCGUCCUCUCGGACAACUACAGCUACCUCAUCAUUGACACCCAGGCCCGGCUGGCUGUGGCUGUGGACCCUUCAGACCCUCAGGCCGUGCAGGCUUCCAUUGAGAAGGAGGGUGUCACCUUGGUCGCCAUUCUUUGCACUCACAAGCACUGGGACCACAGCGGGGGGAACCGCGACCUCAGCCGGCGGCACCACGACUGCAGGGUGUACGGGAGCCCUCAGGACGGCAUCCCCUACCUCACCCAUCCCCUCUGUCAUCAAGACGUGGUUAGCGUGGGGCGACUUCAGAUCCGGGCUCUGGCCACCCCUGGCCACACACAAGGUCAUCUGGUCUACCUGCUGGAUGGGGAGCCCUACGAGGGUCCUUCCUGCCUCUUCUCAGGGGACCUGCUCUUCCUCUCUGGUUGUGGACGGACCUUCGAGGGCACUGCCGAGACCAUGCUGAGCUCGCUGGACACUGUGCUGGGGCUGGGGGACGACACUCUGCUGUGGCCUGGUCACGAGUACGCGGAGGAGAACCUGGGCUUUGCAGGUGUGGUGGAGCCUGAGAACCUGGCCCGGGAGAGGAAGAUGCAGUGGGUGCAGAGGCAGCGGAUGGAGCGCAAGAGCACGUGCCCGUCCACGCUGGGAGAGGAGCGCUCCUACAACCCUUUCCUGAGGACCCACUGCCUGGUGCUGCAGGAGACCCUGGGCCUGGGCCCGGGCCCCAGCGAGGACGAGGGCUGCUCCCGGGCCCAGCUCCUGGAGAAGCUCCGCCGGCUGAAGGACCUGCACAAGAGCAAGUGACGCCCCCGGCCCACCCGCGCGGUGGGGAGGCCAGCCAUGGCCCGCACACCCACCCCCUCAUCGCUACCAUCGCCGCCUCCAUCAGAGCCCAGGGUGGGCGCCAUUCUCCAGUACUGGUCGUGGGGGAGGGACAAAGCGGGGGACUUGGGGGCUAGAGAAAGGGGACUGCUUGCAGGCUGGGAGGCUCCCUGGGGUGCGGCUGAGCUAUCAGGGGUGACAGGAAAUGAGGGGCCCUGGGACAUGUCCAGACCUAGCUGGGAGGGUCCGCUCCUCCCUCCCCUGUUCCUGAUGUGGUAGCGAGCGGCUCCUAGCCCCUCCCUCUGAAGGCCUCACUCUCGCUGGAGCCACGAAACCCAGGGCACGGGAGCCGCCGACAGGCUGGGUCCCCCUUCCCCUGCCCCCCAUUCAGGGUGGGAAAGGAAACUCAGUCCCCCAAAGUGGCCCGAGGUGAGACGUCUUGGAGAAGUGGUCACUCAGAGGGGCGCCUGGGCUCUGGUUCCUGAAACACUGCCCCUCAUCCCCCAACACCCCCGACCCUGCCGUGCCCUGCCCCUGCGAAGGCACUUUUCAAAUGAAGCCGCUUCCGAGAAAGAUGGAAGGGCUGGAAGUCGGGCUUCCUGGCCAGUGCCUGCCUCAGUGACUUCCCUACCGCCUGGAAGAGGGAGGGCCCUGGUUGCCAAGGAAACCUCAACCUCGGGCUGAGGAGACACCAGAGGCUGCUGGGAUUGCAGCCCAACAGUCCUGAGGGUGGCACUGGCUCCCUGCACAGCUGGCCUGGUCCUGCCUGCUGGCCUCUGCCCCUGCCCUGGGCCGACAGGGCCGCUCGCUUCCAGGGGAGAGAGAGCCAUUGCCUACCACGGCCACUGCCGUUUUCUCAUCACAGCCCUUAUUCCUAGAACUUCUGCCUUCCUCUAACUUCCGCUUUACCCUCAGCCCCUUUCCCCUUUUAGCUAUUAACAACAGUCAUCUGGCCCCUUGCAGUAUGCCGAGAACAUGCUGCGUCAUUUCUCACUCGAUCCUUGGCCCCAUCCUGGCUGGGGGUGCGUCCACACGGCAGUCAGGCAUCAGAAGUCUGGGAGUGAGCGGCAGCUUCCAGGACCCCGGGGCUGGGCCGUCCCAUCUGCUCGGCCCUCCCUCAGCUCAGCUUCUCCUCUGGUCUCGGGUCCAGCUCCCUUUGGGGCCACGGUGAGGAACCCUAGGGUCCUCCAGCAGACGUCCUUAGGGCCAGCCAGGAACCUCCUCCCUUCAAAGAGAAGCCUUUCCCCAGGCUCUGCUCACCUCCGGCGAGCCUCCAAGAUGCCCCCUGCCCUCGGUUUCUCCUCAUCAUCCGGCCUCUGCCCCCUCUCCAGCCACAGCCUCCGAUACAACUCUAGCAAUACUUCCAGAAUAGUUAGAGUCCCUGCACCCAAAGACAUGCAAUUUCCUGCCUCUGUGCCUUCGCUCAUGCUGUUUCUUCAGAUUGGAAUGCCUUUUCCCUGCUCCUCCUGCCUUGUCUGCCUGGCAAACACCUGUUCGUCAUUCCAAUCCCCCUCAAAGCCCCCCUCCUCCAGGAAGACAACCCCUAUGCCUCUCCCCCUCCAGGCUACCUCUGCUCUUUGUAAAUGCUUCUCCCCUGGCACUCACCACUGUAUUUCACUUGUUUACAUGUGUGUCUCCCCUCCAGACUGUGAACCCUUCAGGGCAUGGACUGUAUCUUAUGCAUCUCUAUUUCCGCGCCUAGCACGGUGCCUGGCACGCAGUGGGCGCUCAAUAAAUGUUAAAUGAAUGAAUGAUUUAACAGAG
Messenger RNA from Phyllostomus discolor (pale spear-nosed bat), 3026 nucleotides. RefSeq names its product PNKD metallo-beta-lactamase domain containing (gene PNKD). Gene Ontology annotation, molecular function: hydroxyacylglutathione hydrolase activity. The coding region runs from base 87 to 1244 and encodes 385 amino acids. The record is from RefSeq and is a predicted model, not a curated record. The transcript is spliced from 10 exons. Gene Ontology annotation, cellular component: mitochondrion. NCBI's taxonomy places the organism in Eukaryota, Metazoa, Chordata, Mammalia, Chiroptera, Phyllostomidae.